Molecule: messenger RNA, 1269 nt
Organism: Beauveria bassiana ARSEF 2860
Lineage: Eukaryota; Fungi; Ascomycota; Sordariomycetes; Hypocreales; Cordycipitaceae
Product: protein kinase
Exons: 5
Coding region: 1-1269 (422 amino acids)
Biological process (GO): regulation of mRNA processing; protein phosphorylation; spliceosomal complex assembly
Molecular function (GO): ATP binding; protein kinase activity
Source: RefSeq, a predicted model, not a curated record
AUGUAUGCGGCACAGGUAACGAAACACUUUAUGAAAACGGGUCGAACUCGGCUUUUCCUUUCCAGCACCCAAUUUUUCUUCAGCAGAAGCUGUCCUGUUCGACCCGGCGCACGUACUCUACGAAAAUUGACCACCGGCGUCCAAACAAUACCUACCGCAGGCUUUGAUAUCCUUCCUUUGCACGUACCGAUUGAGGAGGAGACUACUCCGAGCUAUGCUGCAGAAAAGUUCUAUCCCGUGAAACUUGGCGAGAUUUUCCAUGCUAGAUACCAAGUGCUUGCGAAGCUAGGGUUUGGCACGACUUCGACUGUUUGGCUUUGCCGGGAUCUCCAGAAAGAUUGUUAUUCUACAAUGAAGAUCUGCAUUACUGGACAAGGCAUCGACAAUGAAGUGAAGAUAUCGGAACAAAUCAGCAGUGUCAUCGCUGAGCAUCCUGGGAGGGAGCGUCUGCGAAUGGUUCUAGAUAACUUCAAAGUCGCCGGGCCCCAUGGGUCACAUGAAUGCCUCAUUUUCGCGCCAUUAGGAUUGACGUACACUGACUUCAGAAUGCUUUUCCCUGAAAGGGGUCUCAGCAAGGAGAUUUUACAGCAAACUCUGGCUAUGCUUAUCCUAGCUUUGGAUUUUCUCCACCAGAUUGGAGUGGUACACACAGGAGUGAAUGACCCCAACGCGAUCGCAAAAGUCGAGCAAGGGGAACUGAAAAGUCCGUGCCCCCGCAAGGUACUCGCCGAUCGUACGAUAUAUCGUUCCUGGACCAUGCCCAUCACCAGCGGGGCACCGGUUCUUUGCGAUUUCGGAGCAGCUCGUCUGGGAGAGCCAGGACAGAAACACUCUGGAGAUGUUAUGCCGGGCGUUUAUAGGGCACCUGAAAUAAUACUGGAUAUGGAGUGGGACUCGCAGAUAGACAUAUGGUCUAUUGGUCUCAUGGUUUGGGAUCUAUUCGAAGGUGGCCGUCUCUUCCGUGCUGUGAAGGAUGGUCAUCUCGAUGAUGAGCAGCAUCUUGCUGAGAUGGUAUCUCUUUUGGGGCCGCCACCGAAGGCUUUCCUCCAGAGAAGUAGCAAGUGCCGGCAGUACUGGGAUUCCGACGGGAAUUGGAUCGCUGCGACGCCAAUACCUGCCCAAUCUCUGGAAAGCCGUGAGAAACGAUUGAAUGGCGAAGACAAGGCAUUGAUGCUUCAAUUUGUUCGUAAAAUACUGCGAUGGCUCCCUGAAGAUCGGUCAUCGGCGCAAGAUCUCUUCGAGGACAAAUUUCUCACCCAGAACAUGUAA